Egretta garzetta (little egret) is the source of this 915-nucleotide messenger RNA. RefSeq names its product collagen beta(1-O)galactosyltransferase 2 (gene COLGALT2). The record is from RefSeq and is a predicted model, not a curated record. Gene Ontology annotation, molecular function: procollagen galactosyltransferase activity. The transcript has 8 exons. Lineage: Eukaryota; Metazoa; Chordata; Aves; Pelecaniformes; Ardeidae. Bases 1 to 915 code for a protein of 304 amino acids.
AUGCCUUUUUACCAGCGGUGCUAUUUUGCUUGUGGCCACUGGUCGGCAGGAAAUGCUGCAGCGCUGCUUGUUCUCCAGUGCCCUGUGUACACAUUGCAGCACAAAACUUGGAAUCGUUCUCCCUCAAAACCUCUCCUGGGUUGCCUGAGGUCUUACCCAGAAGAAAUUGGGCCAAAACAUUGGCCAAGCUCCCGGUUCACUCAUGUGAUGAAACUCCGACAGGCUGCCCUGCGCGCUGCGCGAGAGAAGUGGUCAGACUACAUCCUGUUCAUUGAUGCAGAUAAUUUACUGACCAACCCACAAACCCUGAACCUGAUGAUAGCAGAAAACAAGACCUUGGUGGCACCAAUGCUUGAGUCUCGCUCUCUUUACUCUAACUUCUGGUGUGGCAUCACCCCCCAGGGCUAUUACAAAAGGACCUUGGAUUAUCCCCUGAUUCGGGAAUGGAAAAGGACAGGCUGUUUCGCUGUCCCGAUGAUUCAUUCCACGUUCCUCAUUGACCUGAGGAAAGAGGCCUCCACCAAGCUGAUGUUCUACCCCCCCCACCAGGACUACACCUGGAGCUUUGACGAUAUCAUGGUCUUUGCCUUCUCCAGUCGCCAAGCAGGAACCCAGAUGUUCAUCUGCAACCGUGAACACUACGGUUUCCUUCCCAUGCCCCUGAAAUCGCACCAGACGCUGCAGGAAGAAACAGAGAACUUUGUGCACACACUAAUCGAGGCUAUGAUCGAUCGUCCUCCCGUUGAACCCUCUCAGUAUGUUUCUGUCCCUCCGAAGAACCCUGACAAGAUGGGAUUUGAUGAAAUUUUCAUGAUCAAUCUGAAGCGUCGGAAAGACAGGCGGGAUCGGAUGCUGCGGACUCUCUAUGAGCAGGAGAUUGCAGUCAAGACAGUGGAGGCUGUGGAUGGAAAGUGA